Mytilus trossulus (common blue mussel) is the source of this 2076-nucleotide messenger RNA. RefSeq names its product solute carrier family 35 member C2-like. Gene Ontology annotation, cellular component: cis-Golgi network; Golgi apparatus; endoplasmic reticulum-Golgi intermediate compartment. The coding region runs from base 141 to 1283 and encodes 380 amino acids. Gene Ontology annotation, biological process: UDP-glucose transmembrane transport. Gene Ontology annotation, molecular function: antiporter activity. The record is from RefSeq and is a predicted model, not a curated record. The transcript is spliced from 10 exons. Lineage: Eukaryota; Metazoa; Mollusca; Bivalvia; Mytilida; Mytilidae.
AGCCGGUCUAAAUCCUUACCCAAUACCGGACAUUGAAAUGUGGCAAACAUGUAAACAAAAUCUCCCAUCUAAUAUAGAAGGAUACAGCAAUGACUCCUUGACCAGCGUAGAGAUGACAAUCUACUGAAAAAGCAUACAACAUGGGGAAGAAAAGAAGGCCCCCUAUGAGGGUCAUAGAGGAUGUCGUCGAACCAAAAGCCAAAAUUGUAAAAACUUCACUGUGUUCCUGUACAUUUAUAAAACUAGCAUUAAAAACAUUAUGUUUAGUUAUAUUUUACUACACAUUUUCCAUUGGAUUGACAUUUUACAACCAGAGGUUUAUUCAUCAUUUCAAGAUUCCAUUAUCAUUAACAAUGGCCCAUCUAGUCAUCAAGUUCAUACUGGCAGGAUUAUGUAGAUGUUUAAUACAAGUGUGUACCAGUAAAGAGAGAGUUACUUUACCUUGGGACAUGAAUGUCAAGAAAGUUGCUCCUACAGGUAUUGCCAGUAUUCUGGAUAUAGCAUUAUCAAACUGGAGCUUUGAGUUUAUAACUGUAUCAUUAUAUACAAUGACCAAGUCAACAGCUGUUGUAUUUAUACUAGGAUUUUCUUUGUGUUUUAGACUAGAAAAACCAAGAUGGUCAUUAAUAUUUGUAGUAUUAUUUAUAGCUGGAGGUCUGUUUAUGUUCACUUUCCAAUCAACACAAUUUCAACUAGAGGGGUUCCUUAUGGUAUUUGCAGCCUCCAUUUUGUCUGGUCUCAGAUGGACAUUGGCACAAAUAGUCACACAAAAACAUGAAAUAGGUUUAAGUAAUCCACUAGACAUGAUGUUCCACAUACAGCCAUGGAUGAUUGUUGGCUUGUUACCUUUAUCCAUAGCAUUUGAAGGAGAGUUACUGAGUGCCAAGGCAGAUUUCUUUAGGUAUUCAGAUGUAUCCCUUGUGAUGAGAAAUGCAGGAUUAGUAUUACUUGGAGCAGUUUUAGCCUUCUUUCUAGAAUUCAGUGAAUUUUUAUUGUUAGCUAACACAUCAAGUUUAACACUGUCUAUAGCAGGAAUAUUUAAAGAAAUUUGUACAUUGUAUUUAGCAGCCACAGUUAAUGGUGAUAAAAUGACAUUUUUAAAUGGCCUUGGUCUUGUGGCUUGUUUAGCAGGGAUCUCAUUACAUGUUAUUCUGAAAGCUGUUUAUAGAAAAACAGACACUAAAGAAUUGUCACAUGACUUGGAAAUGUUGAUACGUAACGGAGAAGCUAAUGUAGACUCUGAUGAUGAAAUCGAUGUUUUUAAUGCACGUACAGAUAGAUAGCAUAUGAUUCUUAUUUAUUGUUAUUAAUUAUUGUCUUAAAUUAUUGCAAUAUGGGGUGCUAUAUGUUGUAGAUGAAGGCUCAAAUUUAUAAUAACUUCCACAGUAACCAAAAAUGAUAAUAUUUGCCACAAAAACAUAAAAUAAUUUUACUUUUACAAAGUUCAAUGCACAACUCAUGAGUUAUUUGAGCGUUUAUGGCAAAUAAAGUAUUUAUUCUCAUAAACAAACACAUUAAUUUUAAUAUACAGAACAACUAGCCCUGAUUUUUUCAUUGAUUUCCCAUAGUUACAGGUAUUGUUUCCAACUUGAUUAACUCCUGAUGCCAUUAUAUACAUGUAUUAGUACAUUUUGUCUACUGUAAAUUCAGAAAUUAUUGCGUGCAUUUAUUAUUGCUAUUUUGUCAUUUAAGACUACAAUGUGAUUUAAAUUUUUGCAAUAUUCAGAAAAAUCCUGUCUGAUUCAUAUAAAAAUUUCAAAAUGUGAGUUUUUAAAAUUGAUCACAAAAAGGAAAAAUAUUUACACAUGUUAUGUCACAAAAUUCUUUUAUAAAUUAAAUGCAAUUGUUUCCUAUUUUAAUUGUUGUAGGACACACAAUUUGGACGAAAGCAAAACAUGCAGAGUGAAAAUCUCAAAUUAAUUUAGUUUCUAGUUUAGUGCUCUUUUGUGUCAGAUAGGUUUUAUAUUAAAAAAAAUAAUUAUUGGGCUCUGAGAUAAAUUUUGUAAUAUACCUGUGUAAAGAUGUAAAAAGGUUAUCCUUAAUUCUUGUAUGUUAAGAAAAGAGGCAUAUGAUUGA